Molecule: messenger RNA, 859 nt
Organism: Parasteatoda tepidariorum (common house spider)
Lineage: Eukaryota; Metazoa; Arthropoda; Arachnida; Araneae; Theridiidae
Product: astakine
Source: RefSeq, a predicted model, not a curated record
UUCUUAAAAUUUGAUAGCAAGGUACUUAUUAAGUGAAAUAAAACCUUAUCGUAAAAAGCUCAUUACUUAAAUCUUGAUUACUCAUCAUGUAGUGUGAGCAACUAGACAGUUCUUAAUACGUUAUUGCAACACAACUAUUGUCAAUAACUAGUUGAAAUUAUUUCAACCUUUCCUUAUGAAUUUCGUAUUUUAGUUUGAAUAUUAUGUCAUUGCUAUUCUCAGUCAAAAUUUCAAACGUAAAUGCAAUUAUGGUUAAUACUAAAUCAUAUCAAACUAUUUAAACCAAAAAUCGAAAGAAAUCAUUUUCGUGUUAAACUUGUUUUGUUUAUGUUAUUUAGACAUUUUGUAUAAGAAGCAGUCCAAAAACUUAGAAAAUAUUUGACAACAACGCAUCCGUGAAGAAUUCAAUUUGAAUAAUCAAGAGCAAAAUUCUUUAGAUGGGAAACAUGAUGCAUUUUACUCUGAGUAUUGUUGUGUCUUUAUUAUUUCAGGUUUGCAUCUGUAAUACACCAAGAGAAUGCUCCAGUAAGAGAGAUUGUGGUCCGAAUGAAUGUUGCGUAGUAGGUAGGACACGUUACUCCAUUCCUGAAUGUAAGCCAAAUGGAAGAGUCGGAAAUACUUGUCUUCGAGGAGCAGAACCAGAAGAUUUAACUCUAUAUUACCCAAAUGGGCAACGUGAACUAGAAGGUGUUUACACUCUGUUUUGUCCCUGUGAUCAAAAUCUAGUUUGUAAAUCAAAUAGGUGCACUGUGUAAUUUUUUUUAUAACUAAAACACUUAUUUAAAAAAAAAAUGAUGACUUGUAAUGUAAGAAAAUGCACCAAUUCAAUGAAUAAAAAUUUAAUGCAAAUAAUAGAGAA